CGUCUCCCAUCAGCUCGUGCGCGUGUGUGUAGGGUGUCAGGAAGCGAGACGGACGAACCGAUUUAACGGAACAUUUACCGCUAUCAGCCGCCGAACGGAACCGGACUCCACUCCUCUGUGGUCUACAGAGUGUAAUAUGGCAGACGAGGGCGUCGGAAAGAUGUCUAUCGAAGAGCUGUACGUGUCUGAUAAACAGGGCAGUGAUGCGGAUGGAGACGGGUCUGAACAGAAGCCCUUUAAAACUCCUCUCAAGGCGCUGUUGUUUGCUGGAAAAGAGCCGUUUCCAGUCAUCUAUGUGGACUCGCAGAAGGAAGGAGAGCGCUGGGCCGUCAUCUCCAAGACUCAAAUGAAGAACACAAAGAAGGCUUUUCAUCGAGAGCAAAUGAAGAACGAGAGUAAAGACAAGAAGGAGGCUGAAGAUGCUGAACGCAGAGAGAAGAAUCUGGAAGAAGCUAAAAAGAUCACGAUUGAGAACGACUCCAGCCUUCCUGAACCCAAAACUGUGAAGAUUGAUAAACUGGAGGCUCACAGGGAGCAGAGGGUGAAGGUGUUCGGUUGGGUUCAUCGGUUACGCAGACAAGGAAAGAACCUGUUGUUUAUUGUGCUGCGGGACGGAACUGGUUUCCUGCAAUGUGUUCUCACUGACAAACUGUGUCAGUGUUAUAACGGACUGGUGUUGUCGACGGAGAGCAGCGUAGCUCUGUAUGGAACCGUGAAACCAGUUCCUGAGGGAAAACAGGCUCCGGGUGGUCAUGAGCUGCACUGUGAUUUCUGGGAGCUGAUGGGUCUGGCUCCGGCCGGCGGUGCUGAUAAUCUGCUUAACGAGGAGUCGGAUGUGGACGUGCAGCUCAACAACAGACACAUGAUGAUCCGCGGGGAAAACGUCUCCAAGAUCCUGAAAGUGCGCUCAGCCGUCACACAGUGUUUCCGGGAUCAUUUCUUCAGCCGAGGAUACUGCGAGAUAACUCCGCCCACUCUGGUGCAGACACAGGUGGAGGGCGGAUCCACACUCUUCAGUCUCAACUAUUUCGGUGAGAAUGCAUACCUGACGCAGUCAUCUCAGCUCUACCUAGAGACCUGCAUCCCUGCGCUGGGAGACACAUUCUGCAUCGCCCAGUCGUACCGCGCCGAGCAGUCGCGCACACGCAGACACCUGUCCGAAUACACACACAUUGAGGCAGAGUGUCCGUUCAUGAGUUAUGAGGAUCUUCUGAACCGGUUGGAGGAUCUGGUGUGUGAUGUUGUGGAUCGAGUCCUGAAGUCUCCGGUGGCGACACUUCUCUACGAUAUUAACCCUGAUUUUAAGCCUCCCAAGCGUCCGUUCAAGAGGAUGAACUACACAGAGGCCAUCGACUGGCUGAAAGAGCACAACAUCAAGAAAGACGACGGCACCUUUUAUGAGUUUGGAGAGGAUAUCCCAGAAGCCCCGGAGCGUCUGAUGACCGACUCCAUCAAUGAGACGAUAUUAUUGUGUCGCUUCCCAGCGGAGAUCAAAUCCUUCUACAUGCAGCGCUGCCCUGAGGACCGCCGCCUCACCGAAUCAGUGGAUGUCCUGAUGCCCAAUGUGGGUGAGAUUGUUGGAGGCUCUAUGCGUAUCUGGGACUCAGAUGAGCUUCUGGAGGGCUAUAAGAGAGAAGGCAUCGACCCCACACCAUACUACUGGUACACAGACCAGAGGAAGUUCGGCACGUGUCCUCAUGGUGGUUACGGUCUGGGACUGGAGCGAUUCCUCACCUGGCUGCUGAACCGUCAUCACAUCAGAGACGUCUGUCUGUAUCCACGCUUCAUCCAGCGCUGCAGGCCUUAAACACACACACACACACACACACACACACACAGUCAAGGCAUACACACAGACUCAAACACACAGUCACUCUUUCACACACAGACUCAAGCUUUCUCACACACACAGAGGCGCACACAAACACUCUCUCUCCCCCACACACACACACACAGACUCUCAUGCACACAAUCACAUGAACACAAAACAGCACUCACACAAGCACAUGCUCGCAACACAGUCACAGACACACACACAAGCAUACAGCCACCAACACACUCUCCCUCACGCACAACACACCCUCUGUCCCACACACACACACAAAUGUACCUCCCAGUCACACACGCAUAUACAACACACACCCUUUUCUUUGUCCCAUACACAAACAUACAACACACAUCCUCUGCCACACACUGUUCCAACACACACACACACACACACUUCACUGCAAGAGACCAACUAGGAAAUGAAUCUCUGUCUCUGAUUGGCUGAGGUGAUAUUUAUAAAUAUGUGAUGUGUAAUCCUCUGACUGUAGAUGUUCUGAUGGUGUCGCUCUGUUACUGCACUGCAGCGUUUAUCUGUGACUAAAGAUAAUCAAUAAAUCAGUCAGUCAAUCAA
Danio aesculapii is the source of this 2398-nucleotide messenger RNA. It is a transcript of the gene nars1, whose product is annotated as asparaginyl-tRNA synthetase 1. The record is from RefSeq and is a predicted model, not a curated record. Lineage: Eukaryota; Metazoa; Chordata; Actinopteri; Cypriniformes; Danionidae. The transcript has 15 exons. Gene Ontology annotation, biological process: asparaginyl-tRNA aminoacylation. Gene Ontology annotation, molecular function: ATP binding; nucleic acid binding; asparagine-tRNA ligase activity. Bases 137 to 1807 code for a protein of 556 amino acids. Gene Ontology annotation, cellular component: cytoplasm.